Molecule: messenger RNA, 2158 nt
Organism: Glycine soja
Lineage: Eukaryota; Viridiplantae; Streptophyta; Magnoliopsida; Fabales; Fabaceae
Product: BTB/POZ domain-containing protein At5g03250-like
Exons: 4
Coding region: 211-1980 (589 amino acids)
Molecular function (GO): protein binding
Source: RefSeq, a predicted model, not a curated record
GCCAUGUCUUUCGCUUGUUUCGGUUACCAUCAGCAUUAGACUCGCGACUUGUUUGUGUUGUGGAUCAUAAUCACAUAACAUUAUUCACAAUGCAAAAUCUGCACUCUGCUCUCAUCUCUCACUCCACAACUUCUCCAAUCUUCCUCCUCUACUACUCUCCCCUUGUUGCAUUUCUCUUUUCUUCACACAACAACAUCAUCCAUAAAUAAAAUGGCUUUCAUGAGGCUUGGAUCAAAAUCUGAUGCAUUUCAUCGUGAGGGCCAAACAUGGAAUUGCACAACCGGACUUCCAAGUGAUGUUACUGUUAAAGUAGGCGAAACAUCAUUUUUUCUCCACAAGUUCCCAUUGCUUUCUAGAAGUGGAUUACUGAAGAAACUCAUAGCUGACUUCACAAACGAGGAAGGAUCAAACUGUGUUUUGCAACUUGAUGAUGUGCCAGGUGGAGACAAAACAUUCGAGCUCGUGACCAAGUUUUGCUACAGUGUUAAAAUAGAAGUCACAGCAUCAAAUGUAGUUAGUCUAAGAUGUGCAGCAGAGCACCUACAAAUGAAUGAAACUUAUGGUGAAGGGAACCUAAUAGCAAGGACUGAGGCCUUUCUCAAUGAAGUUUUCAGCAAUUGGUCAGACUCUAUAAAAGCUCUUCAAACAUGUGAGGAAGUUAAAUCUUGUGCAGAAGAGUUACACAUUGUUUCAAGAGGCAUUGAUUCCUUGGCCGUCAAGGCAUGUUCUAACCCAAACAUGUCCAAUAGACAUGUGGAAGGACAAGAUUUCUCCAAGAACUCAGCUCAAGACCCGGCCUUAUGGAAUGGAAUUUCUUCCGAGAAUAAAUCACCACCUCCGGGUGAUGAUUGGUGGUACGACGAUUUGUCUUCGUUAAGCUUACCCUUAUAUAAAAGAGUUAUUUUAUCCAUUGAAGCAAAGGGCAUGAAACCUGAGAAUGUUGCUGGAUCCCUCAUAUAUUAUAUUAGGAGGUUUAUACCCAUGAUGAAUAGGCAAACAAGCUUCAAUGAUAAAAAUAGUGCCAAUCAAGGUACAACCACUAAUAGUCCAAUUUCUGAAGCAGAUCAAAGGGUAUUGCUGGAAGAAAUUAUGGGCUUGAUUCCUAAUAAGAAAGGGGUCACACCCUCCAAGCAUCUGCUCAGGUUGCUCCGCACAGCCACGAUAUUACACGCAAGUCCAUCAAGCAUAGAAAACUUGGAGAAAAGAAUUGGAUCACAACUUGACCAAGCUGAGCUUGUGGAUCUUCUCAUUCCAAAUAUGGGGUACUCGGUUGAGACUCUCUAUGAUAUGGACUGCAUUCAAAGGAUUAUUGAUCACUUUAUGUCCAUAUACCAGGCUUCAACUGCAUCAACUUCUCCAUGCAUAAUUGAAGAUGGGCCAUUGAUAGCUGGAACUGAUGCACUUGCACCUAUGACAAUGGUGGCAAAUUUGAUAGAUGCAUAUCUUGCUGAGGUGGCUGUAGAUGUUAAUUUGAAGUUUCCUAAGUUUCAGGCCCUUGCUUCAGCAAUUCCAGAUUAUGCUAGGCCAUUGGAUGAUGCUUUAUAUCAUGCAAUAGAUGUGUACCUUAAGGCACAUCCUUGGCUCAUUAAUUCAGAGAGAGAGCAAUUUUGUAGACUCAUGAACUGCCAAAAGCUCUCAUUGGAAGCAAGCACUCAUGCAGCACAAAAUGAAAGAUUACCACUCAGAGUGAUUGUGCAGGUCCUCUUUUUCGAACAACUUCGACUCCGAACAUCAAUCUCUGGCUGGUUGUAUGUUUCAGCCAAUAUUGAGAACUCACAAAACCACAGUGGAAAUCUUGGCCUUCCAAAGGGUAAUGGCAGUGGUCAACUAGACCCUACACAAGGUGCUGAAAACUUGAGGGACCUUGUCUCAGAGCUAGAGAAGGAAUGUUCAUGCAUCAGGAGUGAGAUUCAGAAGCUGGCUAAGACAAAGAAAAGUUGGAGCAUUAUCCCAAAAAUCUUUUGCAGAAAAAAUUCCUAGUGUUUCAUUAAUCCAAUAGAACCAAAUGGUUGCAAUAUAAGCAUACUAGUGUCCACUAUAUAUGAAUGGAAAACCAAUUCACUAAAUUGUCAAGGUUCACUAAACAUCAUAUAGCUCAGGUAAAUUGAAUGCAGUAGUGACUUUUGAGCUGACAAUCAAAUGAUAGGUAAUGGUCACA